AAUCUCUGUUGUUUUGUGUUCUCUUGUGAGUUUUGUAUUUUCUUUAUAGUGCUACGAAAAGUGUGGCUUUUGUCCCUCAACUGUGCCCAAAAUAAUGUGAAAUUGUGAUGUAGUGUUAGCAAAAGCCGAAUUUUAUCAAAUUAUAUUGUGGAAAAUGACGGAGAAAUUGCCAAAAUCAGGGCGAGUGAAUGCAAUGUGCAAAGAGUGGAUUGUUCGUGAAGACGGAGCUUUAGCAUAUCAACUCCAAUCACAGGAGAUUAGUGAGCACUAUCGUGGGAAUCGCUUCCGCAACGCCCUAGUUCGUCAGGACUAUCCUACGGCUUUGCAUGAGCAGAUAAAAGAAAAGGAAUAUGCUGAAAGGCAGGCAGCUCUAUAUCAUCAAAUGAUCAAUGAGCAGGAAGAAGCUGAUGCAAAAUUGGCAUAUGAUUUAGCGAUAAAGGUUGAUAAUAAGGAGGAUGAUCGUGGACAGAGACGCUUAAGAAAUAAAGAGCAACUUCCUAUUCAGAAUGAAUUGCCAAUUCCACCACGGAAUGCAAAUACUCAGCGACCAAAUAUUAUUCAACACACUCCUCCAAUUGAACAUACAAAUGAUAAAGAUACUCAAUUGAAUUAUGUUCAAUUGGACCUCCCACAGGCAUCAACUUCGGGACAAAAUUCAACUUAUGACACAGUUUACAAUGCUCGGUCCAGGUAUGAGGACAAUGGUGACAAUAAUUUUCUUCAGGCACACAGUGUGCUUCCAUUGGAUGAUUGUCCGAUAAAUCUGCAAUCUCAUACGCCAGAGAAGAUUUUGGCGCCACUUUUGCCACGUCGUGAGGCUCUACAGGGACGUGAAAAUCGCUUUGCGGAAAAACCCGUAGAUGCCUUUGAGCAGAAUCUCAAUGAAAUUGGGAAUACAACAAAGUACAGCCACAAGCACUAUGGAUCCCUUCCUGAGGAUGAUGUUGCAGCCAAUUGCAACUUCCAUAAACUUUCACCGGCAAAAUUUGACUAUCUUAUGGGUAAUACGUCAUCCAGCUGCGCAGGAGCAUCAAAUGAUGCUCUCCUCGAUUCCCAUGAUGAUCCAAUUGAAACUCUACGGGACCUGGGAUUGCCACCUGAAGAAAUACAGGAAAUUGAUAGGCGAGCCCGCCAGGAGCGGAAGGAUGAAGAACUAGCACGACAACUUCAGGAGCAACUUACUUGUGAAAUGACUCAAGAGGAACGUGAUCGUAUCCUUGCUAUGGAAGCACAAGACAAGGAACUUGCACGGAUGUUGCAGGAUCGUGAGAGAGCAAAGGCAAAGAGGGCAAAAGAGCGUGCUCGACUAAAGAAGCAACAGCAACAGCAACAACUCGAGGAGGAUCCCAAGGUCCCGGGAAAGCCACUCUCCAUGGAAUCAGAUGGUGAUUCCUAUGCAAAUCCUGUUGAUUUUCUCGAGAACAAUCAACUCCCUCAAGCGUACACGCGGGAACGUAGGGAAUGCUAUGAGGAUACAAGAGGAACCUCUUCAGGGGGAUAUGAUCACUACGGGAGGAAUUCCUUCCUCAAUGAUGAAAACUAUUCGAAUCCUGUGGAUAUGCUCGUACAACCCAAUGGUACUGACCAAGUUAAGGUUUCCAUUAAUGUGAAAAAACAAACAGCCGGUGCAAAAAAACACGAUGAUCUUCAUGACUAUUCCAUGUCAGCAUCAUCAAGUACCAAUCAUCAAGGUCCAACAAGACCAAAUCAUCUGGAUAUUCGUGGCCCAAUAAAUCGUCCAGCAGCACCACGUGCUCAUUUGCCGGAGGGAAUUGAUAAUAUUGCUGCUAUGAUUGAUCCAACGUACCAUCAGAGCUCCAGUUCGACACCUGGAAGUGCUUUGACGCCUCCGGAGAUGCCUGAAUUUUCGGAUCAUAGCUCCAGCCCAGUGCCUCCAUACAUGCCAAUCCAAGGAUCGCGCCGUAGCACGUCUCUGGAAAAUAAAAAGAAGAAAUCAAAAGACAAGUGUGCUCAUCAAUAAUCUCACUCAAAACUCCAAUAAGUAUUUUAUAUUAUAUCAACUUCCUCAUCCCUUUUUGAAAAAUCUUUUCAAUAAUUUUUAUACACUUAAAAUAGCUAUUAAACACUCAUGAUGAUUUUUUGUUGCAUUUUGCGAUACUCCUUUUAAUGUAUCGACAUGUGACAAUUUUUUUUAGAUCUAUAUAUUGAAAUAAAUUAAUAAAAUAUUAUGCAAGAAA
Molecule: messenger RNA, 2198 nt
Organism: Lutzomyia longipalpis
Lineage: Eukaryota; Metazoa; Arthropoda; Insecta; Diptera; Psychodidae
Exons: 5
Coding region: 155-1981 (608 amino acids)
Source: RefSeq, a predicted model, not a curated record